UUUCUUGCAACGCAAUCCCCCCUCCGCUCCUGCUCGCCUCCAUCCACCAUUCUCCUCCCCUUCGCGACCUGCUCUGCCUGCCCACGCGAUGAGCGCCACGGCCAUCCACGCCUCCGCCGUCCUGCGCCGCCGCGCCAUCGCCGACGACCUCGGCCUCGACGCCGACGACGCAUACUGGGCCGCCGCGCCCCGCCUCUACGACUUCUCCAAGCACCACCUCUUCAAGCACGAGGACGACCACCACGACGACCUCAACCUCAAGCCGGAGCACGAGGCCCACGACAUCAACCCCAAGCCGGAGCACGACGGCCACGGCAUCAACCUCAAGCCGGAGCACGAGCGCGACCUCCCCAAGCCGGAGCAGGAGCAGGAGCAGGAGCAGGAGCGCGACCCGGCGCCGCGCCCGGACCCGCUACCGCCAGCGCCGUCCCCGCGAGCGCCUUCGCCUGCGCCGCUGCCGAGGAAGCCCAGCGCCCACCUCUGCCUGCUCGCGCUCCAGGGCACCGGCCUCGGCUGGGGCGUGCGGAAGCGGGUCCACUACGUCUCCCGCCACCGCGCCCCGCGCCACGACGAUCGCCGCGCACGCCCUCUGCCCGCGCCGCCCGCCGUCGUCGCCGAGACCGCGCACGAUCGCCGUCCCGCGCCCGCCGCCGGCGUCCACCAGAGCGCGAACGCGGACGAGGGGAGCUCCAGCAACGUCAAGACCAAGGACCUGCUCGGGCUGCUCGGGGAGACGCGGGCGGACGAGGAGGAGGGAGGAGAGAGCGGCCGCCAGGAGGAGGAGGAGCGCGAGGCGCCGGCCGUGGCGGAGGAGAAGACGACGAGGAAGCGGAGGAGGAGGAAGCCCGGCCGCGUCCACAGCUUCAGCCUCCCCAAGAGGAGGGUCCGAAAGCCCGCUCCCGCUCCAAAGGUCGAGGUUUUCGAGGACGCCGACGCCGACGCGGGGCCGGAAGCAGAGAGCGAGCGCAAGGUGGUGGCCAGGGCGGACAGGGCCAAGAGGAAGAGGAACGACGUUCGUCGCCGUGGCCGUGGCGUCGCCAAGCGCGCCAAGAAGGCGACCCCGCCGGUGCCAGAGGAGGAGCGCAAGGUGGUCAAGAAGGAGAAGAAGACGAACCUGCCGGAGGAGAAGGAGGGCGGCGGCCGGGACGAGCGCACCGCGGUCAAGACGGAGAGGAAGAGGGGCCUGCCGGAGGAGGAGCGCACCGCGGUCAAGGCGGAGAAGAAGAGAGGCCUGCCGGAGGAGGAGCGCACGGCGGUGGUGCUGGUGGCCGUCAAGAGGGAGAGGAAGAGCAAGGCUCCUCUCUGCGGCCGCGCCGUCACCGUCACGGAGGAGCCGGAGACGAAGCCCCCACGCGCAGUCAAGGCCGAGGAGGCCACCGCCGCCGCCUUGGCCGUGCCGCGCGGCAUGGUCGACCGGUGGACGGCCACGCGCUACGCGGCCGCCGAGGCGUCCCUGCUCGGCGUCCUGCGCCGCUUCGGCGCGCGCGCCGGCAAGACCGUCCCCCGCGGCGAGCUGCGGCAGGCGGCGCGCAAGCACGUCGGCGACACGGGCCUCCUCGACCACCUCCUCAAGCACACCGCCGACAAGGUGCCGCGCGGCAGCGCCGAGCGCAUCCGCCGCCGCCACACCGCCGACGGCGCCAUGGAGUACUGGCUCGAGCCGGCCGAGCUCGCCGCCCUGCGCCGGGAGGUCGGCGUCGACCCGUACUGGGUGCCGCCGCCAGGGUGGAAGCGCGGGGACCCCGUGUCCGCCGACGGCUACGCGCUCAAGGCAAAGAUGCAGGUGGAGGAGCUCACCAAGGAGCUCGCCGGAGUAAAAAGGCACAUGCAGCAGCUGGUGAAGGCACAUCAAGGCACAAUGAACAAUGAAAAGAAACCCGAGGCAGUCAAAGCCUGCAUUUCUCAUGAGCCUUAUCAGGACAAGUAUGAGUGUGUGAUGAAGGCCAAUGGCAAUCUGGAAAAGCAAGUCCUGUCCUUGGAGGAGAAGUACACCAGCGCGACACGGGCGAAUGGCAAGCUGGAGGAGGAGGUUCUGUUCCUCAAGGAGAAGUAUGAGGCUGUGCUUGAGAAGAACACCAGGCUGGAGCAGCAGGUGGCUGCUCUGUCCACUUCUUUCCUGUCUCUCAAGGAGGGCAUGCAGUUUCUGAAUGAUGGGGAGCAGCAGCAGCUGCGGAUCACGGGACCAGAGCCGCGUCUUCUUCUGUGCGCCAAGGAGUGCCGCCAAGCUGACAGGCAGGAGAGCAAUGGCGCAGGCGACCAGCUCGCCGACGUCGACGGCGACGGCGGGAAGUGCAGGGAGUGGCCGGACGAGGCGCAACCCUCGUCGCCGCGGACCCCGACGGCGGCGAGAGACGACGACGAGUGCGCGAUGGACGGCAGUCUCGAGCUCCCGCCCACGCCGCCGUCGGCCUCCUCCACCAACGCCGCCUCCUCCGCCAAGCUCCUGCUCCUCCCCGCCCCAGGCUCGCCGGUCCAGCCACCGGCCACCAGCAGCAGCCCCAGGGUUGACGUCUGCCUCCAGGAGCCAGCGCAGCCCCACUCCGGCGGCCUGGACCUGCAGCUCCGGCACACGGCGCAGGACGCGUCGUCGCUGCCGUUCCCGUGCGGAGCCGCCGUCGGCCUGCCGGAAAGCGGGAAGACGACGACCGGCGGCAGAGUGGGCACCGAGCUGGCCCUCGCCACCCCCUCCUACUGACCGAGCUUCCAAGUUUUUUCCCCCAUCGCCAUUGACGAGACAGAUCGUAGCAAGCCACCACCACUGCACAGGGAACAGGAUAGAAGAAGGAAGAGGAUGAAGAAAGACAAUACUCUGCAUCGCUACUGCUGCUGAUCUCCAAUCUCCAUUGCGAACCUCAAUUUUCAUCUUGUUUGUAGCAGUAUGUUCGUCGUCGUCAUGGAUCAGACUUUGAUUUUGAGACCCCAUCUUUCUGUGCGUUGCUGUUAAAUCUGCUCGCCCACUGCAGAAAUCGGAGACAGCUUAACUAGUUUUUCUGAUCC
Messenger RNA from Triticum aestivum (bread wheat), 2997 nucleotides. RefSeq names its product protein AMEIOTIC 1 homolog. Gene Ontology annotation, biological process: meiotic cell cycle; meiotic sister chromatid cohesion; reciprocal meiotic recombination. Bases 89 to 2695 code for a protein of 868 amino acids. Lineage: Eukaryota; Viridiplantae; Streptophyta; Magnoliopsida; Poales; Poaceae. The record is from RefSeq and is a predicted model, not a curated record. The transcript is spliced from 6 exons.